AAUUAGCCCGUCUGGAUUGAACACAGAGCUAGAGGACAAGGUUGGUGAGCCUUCGCCACAGAAUUGUUGCUCUGCUGCGUCAAUUGGAUUUGCAGCAAUUAGGAUCUGCAGCUUCACCGUCUGUCUGCCCGCUUUUGGAGCUUUCCAUGGAGACCGAUAAUGGUGACACCAGGUCCAAGAUGGAAGACUAUGAAGUGAUUGAGCAAAUUGGCAGAGGGGCAUUCGGCUCCGCUUACCUUGUUCUCCAUAACUCUGAGAAUAAGAAGUAUGUGUUGAAGAAGAUUCGCUUGACCAAGCAAACCGAGAAAUUCAAGCGAACAGCGCACCAAGAGAUGAACCUGAUUGCAAAACUAAAUAACCCAUAUAUGUGGAGUACAAAGAUGCUUGGGUAGAGAAG
This is a messenger RNA of Neltuma alba, 397 nucleotides long. RefSeq names its product serine/threonine-protein kinase Nek6-like. Gene Ontology annotation, molecular function: ATP binding; protein serine/threonine kinase activity. The record is from RefSeq and is a predicted model, not a curated record. Gene Ontology annotation, cellular component: cortical microtubule. Bases 147 to 392 code for a protein of 81 amino acids. The transcript has 3 exons. NCBI's taxonomy places the organism in Eukaryota, Viridiplantae, Streptophyta, Magnoliopsida, Fabales, Fabaceae. Gene Ontology annotation, biological process: microtubule-based process; protein phosphorylation.